ACUUACGCGCAUGAGCGGAAGACGAAUGUUAUUAUAACAACUGUUAAACAUGUGAGGUGUGCACGAGCUGUCACAAAUCAUUUAAUAGUUCAAUGUGUAGUUUUUCGUAUAUAGAUACUUUGGCAUGCAUGGAAGAAAAGUAUAUUAUGAGUAUUUUAAGCUGACGGAGACUUGUGAAAAAUCAACAGUUAAUAUAUUGGUUCCAUAGAAACAUGUGGAUAGGGUUAUGGAUGCAGUUAAAGAAUGCUUGAGGGAUUUUCCUAAAGAAGCUCGGGAGCUUUAUCUUAACGAUGCAGUGCCAUACCUGGAUGGGCCCCUCUCCCCACUUCAGUUUUAUCGUGACUGGAUUGGCCCCAACAAGCCCUGCAUCAUUCGCAACGCCUUCAGUGAUUGGCCAGCUUUAUCUAAAUGGAACACCACAUAUCUCAGAGAGAAAGUGGGCUCCAAAGUCAUCAGUGUGGCCGUCACUCCAAACGGAUAUGCAGAUGCCGUAAACGGGAAUCGCUUUGUGAUGCCAGAGGAGCGUCAGAUGUCCUUCACCUCUCUGCUGGAUAUCGUAGAAGGGAAGGUGAAGAGCAGUGGUGUGUUUUACGUUCAGAAGCAAUGCUCAAAUCUGACUGAGGAGUUACCGGAGCUGAAGGGAGAUGUAAAGACUCACAUUGACUGGAUGAGUGAAGCUCUUGGAAAAAGGCCUGAUGCUGUAAAUUUCUGGCUUGGGGAGGAAAGUGCUGUCACAUCAAUGCAUAAAGAUCAUUAUGAGAAUCUAUACUGCGUGAUCUCUGGGCAGAAAGAGUUUAUUUUACUUCCUCCGACUGAUAGACCUUUCAUACCGUAUGAGCUCUACCAGUCAGCAACAUACAGACAGAAAGAAGAUAACACCUUUGAAAUAGUGGAUGAGGAAGAUUCAGUCAAAGUGCCCUGGAUCCCUCUAGACCCCUUGAACCCAGAUUAUGAGCGAUAUCCCUCCUACAGGCUGGCUAAACCUCUGCACUGCACUGUGAAAGCUGGAGAAAUGCUGUACCUGCCCUCCCUGUGGUUCCACCACGUGCGACAGUCUCACGGCUGCAUAGCGGUGAAUUUCUGGUAUGACAUGGAAUUUGAUAUUAAGUACAAUUACUUCCAACUGGUGGAAUCCAUGACAAAAGCUGUGGGAUCACUAUGAGACUGUUAUCACAUAUUAUGUCCUGUUCAAAGGUGAAGAUUUGGUUAAUAUAUUAAAAUAUCAACAGCUGGUGGCUUUACAUGUGAAGAUUCAAAGACUUCAUGAGAUGUGCAAGUAUAUUUUUUAAGUGAUAUGGAAUAAAUAUCGCAAGAAACAAUGCUAUUUCCCAUGUAAUAAAUACAGUUUUAUUUGUUUGACUUCUCUGAGAAAGAGAUUUCAGUUGAUAGAUUGUAUAAACACUGAGAAUAGAAACACUUGACUUCAGUUUGGAGUAAAAGGUAAGACAAAGUCACAAGUUUCCAAAAAGAAACAGAAACUACUGGUCCAUCUGUAAUCCUAGACUACGUCUUGAUCAAUUGGCCAUAUGUUACAUGAAAGCAGAGCUGGUCACCACAGAGAUAGCGCAAAAAGCUGAAGGUUUGCAUGAUUGUUCAUGAGCAGCAGGUCAAGCAUGCAACCAUGCGAGCCAACCCUAAAUUCUUCCCUAAAAACCGUUCUUCAUGCAUAUGUAGUGUAUUCAUGCCGAUUCUCACAUAGUGCUUUUGUAACUGAUGCAGUCCUACUGUACGGUUUUCACUUCUGCUAUAUCACUGAAGCCCUCUAGCUAGCUAAAUCAAGUCUGUUUGGGCUUACGUUAUCAUUUUUAUGUCAUGCAUUUUCAGUCUCUUAAAGCCAUAGCACUUAUGAGAUGGCAAAUGAGAGCUUUUGUUGCAUACCAAAUGGGUUUUAAUGAAUCUAUUUUACUACACGACUGCCAGUGCAAUCUGCCGUUGGUAAGAUAGGGUGUAUAUACCUUUUUUUGGUCUACAAUGAGUACAAAUUUGCAUUGUUUUUGUUUAAUUGCAUUUUGCAUCUUUUGUUGUUAAUAAAUUUGUACCAACAAUCCUCAAAAGAAUGUGAGAGGGGUGGAACUAAGCAACAAGUCAAUAAAUAGAAUUUAUGCAUCUCAGA
Molecule: messenger RNA, 2113 nt
Organism: Megalobrama amblycephala (Wuchang bream)
Lineage: Eukaryota; Metazoa; Chordata; Actinopteri; Cypriniformes; Xenocyprididae
Gene: jmjd7
Product: jumonji domain containing 7
Exons: 8
Coding region: 227-1162 (311 amino acids)
Molecular function (GO): 2-oxoglutarate-dependent dioxygenase activity
Source: RefSeq, a predicted model, not a curated record